UUUAUGACAUCAUUUGCUCACUUUAUGACUCUGGAUGCUGGACCAGAGACGGUGAUAAGUAGAUCCUGGACAAUCUUUAGCUGCACCAAAUAUUGCAGUCUCCACUAUGUCCUGAAAGAUCAAAUCAGGAAUUUACCAAUAUGGUAAAGCGGGGAAUGCUCUCCAGGAAAGCUACCCCUACCCAUAGCACCACCUCCAGGGUAUUCUCCCUCUUCCGAGCACAGAACAGGUUAAGGCAUCUGACAGCCCAUCCACCACCACACCUCAAGAUGCCAGUGUCUCAGCAGCUAGAGUUGUUCAACACGCCAAAGCGACCCUCAAAAGGGCAUUUGAAGGCGAGACUGGAUAUCGCAGCCAUGCUGCUGCGAAUGGCCAAGUAUGUCCCCCUCCUCGUCCCAGAAGCUGGGUGUGUUAUAAACCUGGACCAACAACUUCGCCUGGUCAAGGAAUUGAGAGCAAGUCGGAGAAGGCAAGCUCAGAAGAAGCGCCACAGCAGCUCCACCGGGGAAGAUGUCUCUGGGAGAAAGCAAGCUCUGGAGUCUGAUCCUCAGGUCACAUCAGCGAGUGGCGCAGAUGACACAAUGUUCUCACACCACCUUGAGGACUCUUCCGCCGUUUUUGAGCUCAGGGACCCAUCAUCACCACCUAUGGCCACCCCAUCCACAGAGCAGAGCUCCUCCAUCAAAUCAACAGCCCCAGGCCAGAGUGCAGCACCUCUUCUCAUCCAUGGCCACAGUGUGGAGGAGUACAGGGCCAUCUUCCGGUCUGUGAUGAGCGCCAGACGCUGCAAGAGAAGGAAGAGAACGGCCCGCCGCCGCCCUAACCCCAUCGGACGGGGCCGCACUAUCAAGCGGCGCCUGUGGGAGGCGCUGUCCCGCCCCUGCUUGGAGGAAAGCGUGGACACUGACGGCCUGGUCACCAUCACAGAGACCUGCAAGUCUUCCAAACGUAGAACAGGACAUCAGUACAUACUCCGGGGAAAAGGAAAACUCACCUAAUUGCCGGCUGGUUCUUUUUAUUAUAUUGAUCGUGUUUAUUCAUAUUAUUUUAGCAAAUUAUUUUCAAUUUUCAUUCAUUACAAAUGACUAUAGUUGUGAGUUACAAAUAAAUAUUUCAAACACUAA
Engraulis encrasicolus (European anchovy) is the source of this 1124-nucleotide messenger RNA. RefSeq lists its product as uncharacterized. The record is from RefSeq and is a predicted model, not a curated record. NCBI's taxonomy places the organism in Eukaryota, Metazoa, Chordata, Actinopteri, Clupeiformes, Engraulidae. The coding region runs from base 141 to 998 and encodes 285 amino acids. The transcript has 4 exons.